This is a messenger RNA of Colossoma macropomum (tambaqui), 2422 nucleotides long. RefSeq names its product alpha-N-acetylgalactosaminide alpha-2,6-sialyltransferase 1-like. The transcript has 10 exons. NCBI's taxonomy places the organism in Eukaryota, Metazoa, Chordata, Actinopteri, Characiformes, Serrasalmidae. Gene Ontology annotation, molecular function: sialyltransferase activity. Bases 450 to 1934 code for a protein of 494 amino acids. The record is from RefSeq and is a predicted model, not a curated record.
AACUUUAUAAACUUUAUUGAUAAGUGUGGCCCUGAGAGAAGCCUGACCUGAACUCAGUCACAGUGUCUAUUCUGACCUGAUGACAGUGUACUGUCCACACUACAUAGACUCUUCCUGCUAAUUUAGUGUUUGCUAUCAGAUCUGAUCUGUCUACAGUCUUUUUCCUCUGAACUUGACCCUUGUUUUCUCAGUGCAGUGUUGAUUUUGUCACACCCCUAUCAAGCUUCUGUCUCUCAACGGACUCUGAUAAGACUAACAGACACACAGAAACUCCCUGUGUGCAGAUAGUAAACAAGAAGUUCCGGAUAAGAUGGCAAGACGUUCUGCGGUUAUGACAUAUAUGGCCGUGGUUGUUGUACUUUACAUUGUAUUUACUGCAUGGAUAUACGUGCUGUAUACAGGAUCCACCAGAUUCAGGAAACAGUUCUAUCCUGGUUUGCUGUUCCGGAAUGCCUGGCAUUGGAUUUGCGAUAAUAGAUAACAACACAAACGCUCCUCAGGUGAUGAGCAACAUGACAUGGAGACUAACUACAGAUAUGGAGAAAGCCAAGGAAGAUUCUGAAGCACUGAAAAUGCUUGUUAUGGAUGGUUCUGCAGCAAAAGUUCAACAUAAUUUAGCAAACGCUGAUCAGAGAGACUCCAGAGUCGGAAUUCAAGCUAGUCCAGAAAGAGCUAAUAAAGACACUAAGAACAAAACAGCAGGUAGUUUGAUUCCUUCACAGUUGGAGCUCGUUAAAAAAGUGGAGGACGCACCAAAAGACUCCCAGCCCUCAGUUCCUAAUAAGAAUGAACCGAAGCCCAUGAAAACGAAAGAAAACAGCACAAACACUGUGCAGUCCAACUUAGAACAUCAAGGUCAAACCAUCUCACAAUCGAUGAAGCCAGGAGCUUACAGUAAAUUGACACCUAUACCAGUCAUGUUCAAAAAAGAUUUCAAGAGGAUGCCAUACUGGGAAAUAAAUGAUGUGUAUUUGAGAAGUGAUGAGCCAGUUCAGACGGUUUGUGCAGAGUCAUUGCGUAAAACAAAAGAUCCAGACUUUCAGAAGGCGUAUAUGCCAAACAUUCAGAUGUAUCUGUACCAGAAUCUCCUUAACUUGAGUGAAUGGAACCGCUUGGCUCACUUCAACAACCCUUUUGGCUUCAUGGAGUACAACUACAGCGAAAUAAAGAGUGCAGUGGAUCUGAUUCCCAAACCUAACGUCACUCAGCUCUUGCCGCUUGUUGAGAAUGACUCCUGUAUCCGGUGUGCUGUGGUGGCUAACGGUGGGAUCCUCCACGGGUCCAAGAAGGGCAAGGAGAUAGACGCCCAUACAUAUGUGUUUCGGAUGAAUGGUGCUGUUACUCAAGGCCACGAAGAAGACGUGGGAAACAAAACUUCAGUCUACGUUCAUACGGCCUACUCGCUGGUUGCCUCACUUGCUGUAUUUAGGAAGUAUGGCUUUAAGAAAAUCCCCAAUGAUAAGGGGUAUAAAUAUGUGAUGAUCCCAGAAGGUCUGAGGGAUUUUCACUGGCUGCAAGGCCUUCUAAACAAAGAGAAAGUGCCAAAGGGCGAAUUCCAGAGCAGAAUGCCACGGAUGUUCUAUCCCAAAGAGUUCGAUGAGAGCAGGUUUUAUGUCCUCCAUCCAGAUUUCCUCAGAUACGUUCGCAACAGAUUCAUGCCCUCUAGGCAACAGAAUGGAACACACUGGGCUUUAUACAGACCCACUAAUGGAGCCUUCACCCUUUUCCUGGCCCUUCACGUCUGUGAUACUGUUGAUGCAUAUGGCUUUAUCACCGAGACCCAUAAGAAUUACUCCAAUUACUACUUCGAGAAGGAAAAGACUAGAGUUAUUUUCUUCAUCAACCACGACUACAACCUGGAGAUAAAACUGUGGAAGAAACUCCACGAUGACAAAAUUAUCAGACUCUAUCAGGGAGAGGGAGGAAAGAGAUGAUGGCCUUUUAUCAGAAAAAACAGCUUUGUGACACAAAGGCACUUUCACGGCAGGGCCAUGCAUAGCAUUCAAACGGAGCGAGAUUAUGUCCAGCAGGGUUCUCAAACUCCAGUCCUGGGCAGGAAGUGAUAGAGAUCAGUUUUGUAGCUCAUUCAGCAUCAUAGUUCAAAUUCUGCCCAUUGCUGUUACAUCUGUCUGAAGCGUUUUUGAGUUUAUUGUGGACUAUAACACUGAAUUAAAGUGUAAGCUGUGAUUACUGGGAUACGAUGGGUGCAUAGAUAAGAUUUGUGGAGCAACUUGAGUUUUCUUGGUUAAAAAACACAAAUGGGUGUUCAAACUUCUGCAUUCCACUGUUAGUGUAAAUAAAGCUUGGCAGAAGGUGAAGUUAAGACACAAAUAUAAAGUCACACUAUUGUUUAUUUGUUUAUGUAAAUAGUGGGGUGAGUGUUUUUGUACACAAAUAAAUGGCCACUGUGUGGAUAAACAGA